Molecule: messenger RNA, 603 nt
Organism: Fraxinus pennsylvanica
Lineage: Eukaryota; Viridiplantae; Streptophyta; Magnoliopsida; Lamiales; Oleaceae
Source: the annotation of a GenBank genome assembly
AUGUCAGGAGGCUCCGAUAAACCACUUUCAAUGGAUAGUGAAAACAAAAAAUUUAAAGGGAACAGUUAUUCUGCAACAGCCAACCCUGCUCCAAAACCUUCAAACUCAAAAACAAGCAUAGUUGACGACAAUGACACUUGGGGUGCUAUAUCUGCUCCACCCCUGCACCCACAACUGGAUCCAAGCCCUUGUCAGCGGGGAUUCCAAGUCUAUACAACCAUUUUUGAAUUUUAUUCUGUGAAAAUAUAUUAUAUCUGGUGUUUAAGGCCUACUAUAUUCGAAAGGGCACUUGGGAGAGAGAGUGAGAGAAAGGUGCUGGUUUGCAAAGAAAGUUUCCAAGAUGAAUACGAAGAUUUGACUAAUCCUAACAUCUCAAUUUAUAGAAACUGUAUAUGCCUCCGUUGCUUUGUUCAGAACUUCUUGGCUGUGACCACAGUUACGACGCUGAGGCAGAGGCGACUCCAAAUGCUGCAAACUUCAGUCCAAAUGCGUCUCCUCCAGUCAACCUCUCCGUCCUCACCUCCUCGGUCCUCCAGGCUCCGCCGCAGCGCCAAUCGAGCAGCUACAAAAAUCAAAAUACACAGAGACUCACAGAGAGACUGA